AUGGCAAGCAAAAUCCUAGUUCGUGCCGGAGAUGAUAAGACCACUACUAAUGGUCUGUUGGCUGCGUUGGAGUAUCGCAGCACACCCGACCAACGUAGUGCACAUUUUGAGGAUAUUUACUCCAAUUACGCACUUCUAAAGGCACAGGCGGACGAGUUACAGCUGACAAAGAGAAAAAUUGACUCUGAAUUAUUUCAGAGUAAUCACGACAGGAUCGGCGAACUGCUUUUUGAGCCGAUUGAAGUUGACCAAACCGAUUGGGGUGACUGGGAUACCUGGAAAAAGGUGGAGACAGUGGUUCGAAAAUUUGUCUAUGGGCAAUCACCUAAUGUAACAAAAAAACCCGAUGUACUGGAGUCUAUGAAAAAAAAUACAGCACUUCUCAAUGAUGUAAAUAAAGACCAAGCGGAGCGAAUCCGCCUAAUGGAGAGUUCUAUGCUGGAGUUACAAAGCGAAAUAGGUGGAUUAAGGAAUUUGUUGCAAUUAAAAGAGCGGAACGCUCAAAGUUUUGCCAGCAAAAACCGCAUGCUCGUUCUUCAGGUGCGACAAAAGCAACGCGAAGUUAAUGAAUUAGGAGGUAAGAACACCGAUGAGAAGGAAUUGGUUAGGGACUUUAAACUUGUCAUCGAUGCCAACAAGCGCCUUGAAAAGGAAAACAUGGAACUCAGGGCCAAAUUGAACGUCAGGAAUGCCUUCCUGGGCAUCUCCAUCAAUGAGAAAGAGGUUAAGGCGAACCGGAAAGAAUUAAGUUGGCCACAGCGGCACUCGGUGGGUUUUAAUUCUAACAAACCUUCCCCUACUCGCGAUGCGCAAAAAGAUAAACAGGUUGACCUCAUAUUACAGGAUGAUACGCAGCGGUUAAGGUACUUAUUCAACGAGACUCCGAUCUCUGCGAUCUGGACAACACUGAAUCGACGCGUCCAGGCGUGGAUGCAACGUCUUGAAGGUGAAGUCAAUAGUACUAUGGCGAUGCUGGAUCAUGACGCUAAUCUGACCCCCUUUUGUGACGAAACUGGCGGUCUUCGCUUUGAAAGGGAUGAUGACGCGUUUCUUCUUCCAUCUCCUGGCGUUUUUACCCUAUACCGCGGAUACAACAAAAACUGCAAUGCUUUAGAUGAGAUCAAGGCACAUCUUCCAGUUAGUGUUUCGUGUGCACCGCGCGACGACUUUCCUUAUUCGACACCAACCACUGCAUCCGGGACUAUUAAACUCUCUUCCUUACCCCGCGAGCCAUCCAACACGACUGCUAUUUCUUCCACACGCAGCGGUUUGGUUGGCGCUCAAGUCGAUCCGAAGGCUGGCAAAACUGUGUUGAAGCGGAAAAAGAAGAGAAAAGAUGCGCAUGCGGAAUCUACUCUUUCGUUAUCCCAUCGCAGUGCGGAUGGGAAAGCGCCAUCAGAGGCAUCCAUCAAACCGAAGAAAAAUGCGCGUGCCAGCAAAGAGGGCGAUACCGGGAGCAUCGCAUCACCCACCCCCGUCCCACACAACCCUAGUGAUAAUAGCAAAGCCAGCGCCAAGACCGAACCUGUGCAGGCGAGCAACCGGGUGUGGGCAACUUUGUCGAAAGGCAUAUUAACCAUGGCGCAACUUUCACGGGCUGAAUGCCUUAAGAGAGAGUACCUUCACAUCUCCCGUCUCCGAAAGAAGUUGCUGCUUGAGCAAAAACGCAAAGCAGCAGUCGCAGUGAUGAGUGUGGCAGACUCCUUGGAUUUCAGUCCCACGCUUACAUCCUCUAACAUAGCCACGCAUGCACACCCAGCGCUACAGCAACGGCUAACUAACCCUAAAUUCUCAGAACCGUUAGAGCUUGCCAUGACAGCUUCCGAUAAAUUUACUAACUCUUCUCACAUGCAAAACCCGGAAGAUCCCAAACAAGAUAAAAUUUCUUUCCAUCAUAAAUCCAUAUCACCUUCCAAGAGGCGAUCUCUUCGUCACGGCGCCAAUCUGUCUAGUGCCGCAGUUCCCCUUAUGAGCGUUACUUCUACUACAGAGCCUAAUGCGCCGCGGUUGUUCACACAAGAGGUGGGUGCUUCCACUUCAUCGAAUAGCGUAUCGGGUGACUGUUCGGUAACUUUGUCCGACAAAUCUUUUGAGCAGUUUGUAUCGAGCCCGGCAGGCCAAUCGGUUACUCUCUAUGAGGACUCUCCCAAAGGCAAUCGGAUGCGUUCUGUCUGUAUGGAAACUUCGUCUGAGCAACCUUUCAGGCAACGUCUACCAAACUCUCCAGGCAAAUCGGCUACCUCCUCGGGUAAUUAUACUAAAGUCAAGGGAAUACGCGCUAUCAGUUUGGAAGCUUCGUCCGAACAACCUCUUGAGCAGUUUUUAUCAAGCUCUACCGGCAAAUUCAUCACCCAUCAAAGCAUUUGUGAAGCACCAUCCAUGGCAUCUCAAUCAUCUUUCAAUGCUCCAGCUCACCACAGUAAAGUUACUAUUGCCUACACCCAAGGCGACAAGAAUCGUCGACGCACUCAAAGGGAACAGCCUGGGGAAGUUACGAUUUCAAAGCAAAUGGGUAGUGAGACUGUACCGACGAGCCUAAAUCUCCUUCAGUGCUUUCGUUCGAAUAGUCAAGCGAUUCGCCAAGAUCUUUCAACCCUUACUCAGUCCUUUUAUAAGCUUUGUUCCGAAACACAAGAAUCAUUGAGUAACCUUCAGUUAGCUUUAGGCAGCAUAUUCCGCAUGAUGGAAUUCAAAGUCGAUGAGAACCUUAUCCCAGCAGGGGAGGUUGACACCGUGUUUGAACAAAUCAGCAAGAGGGCUCUAAAAGACCUUUCUCAGGAGCGUGUCUUGACCAUCUUGUCGGCGCACGGCUUUCAAUUAGAGCCGAAGGAAAUAACAAAUGAUAUGAGCGACCACGAUUGGUUGAUGCAACAGAUGCGACUUGCGGUUGUGAAUGCUGCCGAGGACUUCGUCACGCCCUCCAAAGAGGUGAAAAUCAACCCAUUGUCGUAUGACACUGAAGGUUCUGCAGAGAUCCCCUCUACCAAACCACCACAAACCCGUCCGAACUUCACGAGGUCUAAAUCAAUUUCGGGUCCUAAACCAGUGGAGUCUCGACCCCAGAAGCAACCCACUCCGUCACGAGUACAGGGUCCCUCGGUUGGAUCCAACACGUCACGCAUCCUUGAGGAUGUCAUUGCCAAUUCAAACUUUAUAACCGAUGUAAUGCAUCCCCAUGUAAUGACACCUUCACCUCAGCGGGUUCAUUUCUAUGGUGAUGAGGAGGAGGAGGAGGAGGAGGAAGGUAAAGAGGAAGUGGAAGAGGAGGACCAACGCGAGUUUAAAUUUCGAGAGUAUGAAACCACUACCAAUAUGGCAAGCCCUCGAUAUCAUCGUUCUAGGAUCCCUAGCCUCACUCUUGAAGAAUGCCGAGCUGCUGGACUAUUUUUAAAGGGGCGUCCCAUGUUUAAGGAAACUCAUUGGCAUCCUGUUUUACAGUGCGGGUUUGAAGGUAGAAGGCAUUUCAUGAACCAAAAGUCGCCGGUGGAUCCCCCGUAUAAAUCGGUAGGAUACUCUGCUUUAAAAAUUCUGCAGUUCUUAAGGCAUCUUCAAUCAAUGAGCAAUCGGAGGUCUAUUGAAAAAAUACAGCCAUUAGUGUAUUCCUAUCGGCUUGGUACUACUACUAGCAAUGAACAACAGCAGGCUCAGGAGCGCUUUGCGCUUUCUGUCCAAUCUAUAUUUGGUAAUACAUUUAAAGAAUUUGUGGAAAAUAACCUUUUGAGCAUUGUCUCCGCAGCUCAUUCUUUCGGAAGCGGAUGCCACGUGGACCAUUCAUUGCUUCUUGCGAUUCAUCAACUACGUAAACAAGAAGAGGCUCGGCGGCAGCGAUCGGUGCAGCUGUUACUUCGACGUGUCACGACCAAUAUCCGAACCAGACUACUUGCACGCAAAUAUGCUUACAGUGGCAACGCCUUUUACCUAUAUAUAAUGAUAUUAUAUGCUCGCUGGCGAGCAGAUCAUGAAAAAGCGCGUGCAGCCAUCAAGUUGGAUACAAAAAAAAAUUGGAAACAACUGCUGAAACUGGUAGCUAACUAUAAAGGGGCAAACAUCAAAAGCACCAGUAAAAACAACAACUUACACCUGCCUUCUAUCCCAAAUACUUAUUCGAGAUCUCUUGGACCAAGUAGUAGUCACUUUGAUAUUGCAAAUCCCCAAACGAACUAUUUUAAUGUUAAACGCUAA
Phytomonas sp. Hart1 is the source of this 4182-nucleotide messenger RNA. NCBI's taxonomy places the organism in Eukaryota, Euglenozoa, Kinetoplastea, Trypanosomatida, Trypanosomatidae. The record is from the annotation of a GenBank genome assembly.